GGGGGAGGGGAUUUUUCUUGGUAAAUGGGUUUUACCGGUGACAGUGACAAGCAGCUAAAAUUGGCAUCAAGAUAUAGAUCUAGAAUCUAGAUCUAUAUAUUUAUCACGAAGUUGAUAACUUUGUUAUUAUAAAGCUUUUUCAAGAUGUAUGUGUGCAUCGCAAUAGUGUACAUGUUGCUGUUCAUUGACUUAUUAGCAGAAUCCACAAUGUCACCAACCUUAACCCUAGAUAAAGUGGAGUUUUUUAAAAACUGUGAACUAUGGUCACCAAUUUUCAUAGAUAAACUUUUGUGCUUUGGUGGAAAAGUGAGUUUUUUAAUGUCUUCAUCAGAGAUAGGUGAAGCUGUGCACAUCACUGUCACUUCUGCUGAUUCCAAAAUAACCAAUAUGUCAGCCCACAUCGCUUUUGAUGAUUGUCGGGAACUAUCACUUAAAACAAAAGUGUUGGAAGAAAUAGUUUGUGCAUGUACGUCUAAAGUUGGCAAUAAAUCUUUCACAUAUCUAUGUGCCAUGACAUUCAACACAUCUUACAGUGGAUCUAUAAUUAAUGCAUUUUUAGAGUACCUGAAUGGAAGUCAUGCAAAAGACGUUCUUCUGAAGUUACCAGCAAUCAACAAAGAAGAAUCUACUUCCUUACCAGAAUCUGAUAUUCCGACAAAACAAAAACUGGAAAAUUCAGAUACCUGGAAAUAUGUUAGCAUUGGUUUAUUUUUGCUUCUGGCUGCUGUUAUUGUAAUUUUCAUCAUUUGCUUUAUAUACCAACGGAGAACAAGCAAAAAGGAAAUUGAGAAAUGGCAAAAGCUAUCUAUAGUUAGAAAGGAUAAACUUACCAAACUAAAGAAGGAGCGUUGUUGUCCCAAUUGUCAAAAAGAAAAGGCUACCCUAGAAUCACAUAAUGAGUCAGAACAAUUUCUAGACCCUAUACAAGAUGCCAGAGCUAGAUAUCUGAACUCAAUGUUGACACAUUCAGAUGCUCUACAAGAACUUGGUCAUGCAGAUGACAGUUCAGACUCUGAUAGUCUUGAAAUUCCUAUGCAAGCACUAAAAGUACGAAUGUAGGCCCUUUUAGCAUUAAAAAGACAAAUAUAGUCAUCAACUGAGGCCAUUAUUACAGAAAUGAAAUUGACAUUAUUGAUAAUCAUUUGUAAAUGUCACAACGUGUGUUGUGGUGCCGGGGAUUUUACUUGAAUUAAAAUAGUUGAAUAAAUGACGAUCUAGGAUUCACAAUAAAAGAUUCUUUGUUAAAACACAACUCUGGAACUUUAUUUAAAUAUAAAACGUAAGUACAGCUUAUGUACAAGUUACAGAUCAGCAAGCACAAAAAAUAUUACAAAGGCUUUUAAAUUAGAGCUCUUAGGAAACGUGACUGUAUACUAGGACAUUCUUUCAUCGACUCUCGUUCUUUCUACUCUCGUCAAUUCUCUGGCGCUAACUCUUUUAAAAAAUGUCUUUAUUUAUUUUCAAAUCAACCAAUAGAUUUGCAACAUCGUAAUUACGUCUCGGGUAAAACCUGAGGUGCUGUCAAGGGUCUAGAUUUGUGAGGUAAUUCCUGAGGCUCAGUCAAGGGUUUAUAUUUCUAUUUACACACAAGCUUUUAAAUUUGAAAUAUACAAAUAAAUCUAUAAUGGCAUCUGUGACAGUAAAAUUGUCAUUAAAUUACAGUGGAGUUUAUUUAAUUUCAAGUGCCAGGUAGAAGGGAGUGAGCUCGAACUAAGAGUUGAAAAUAAAAAGAUAAUAUAAAUAUUCUACAUAAUUACUUUAAAUUUUAGAGAAGUUCUAAAAUGUGUUGGUAUUUCAUAUUUUAUGCUUGGUCAUAGUUUUUCAAUAUCAUUGACAAAGUUUUGCCAGAAUACAACAGCUUUGUGUGACAGUUUUUUAGUUUCAUAUUGUGUCCUUCAGCAAUGACUUUUUUGUUUAAAUUGUAAGAAAUGUUUUUGUAUUCUUCUAGAAAAAAAAAUGUAGUGAUGUAAUGAUACCAUACUUAUUAGAAAUUUAGAACAUUGCAAUAUAGCAAGUGAUGGUGAUAACAACAUAGUGCAAUGUUGUCUGUAUGUGAAAGAGAGGUUAAGUGGAAUAGUCAGUCAGCUAGUUUUUGUCCCUCACUAGGCACACCCAUCAUGACACACCCAUUGAUGCUGAUAAAACAUACUAUAUGCCAAUUUUAAAAAUUGAUUAAUAGCUAGUAUGUUGAAGGUUUGACUGCUGGCUUGUUAUGGUGUACAGGAAAAUUGUUGAUUAUUCAAAUUUUGACUUGCAAAUAGCUGACUUUGAAUUAGUAAUUUUUUAAAGUAAGAAAAAAAAAUUACAUUGAAAAGAAUUUGAAUUUAAUGAAACUUCUACUUAUGUGAGUUAGAAUUAUCUGGAUUCCACUGUACUUUAUUUGAUUUCAUUUUUUUUUUCUAUUAUGUUCUAUUAAAGUCUAAACAGUUGCUAAAUAAUUACAUGUAGGAACAUAGUAAAAUGUAUUCAUAUUCUUUGAUAUUUCUUUAACAUUUUACUUAAGAAUAUAGCAGUCUUCAAUUUUAAAAAAACUUAAUGGGAUAUUUAAUCUCAGACAAAAAUAUUUUUUGUACACUGAUGUUAUAGUCCUUCAGUUGUAUUUUGUUUUAAUUCUGUAUAAUCCUUUUUAAGAUAAGUAGAUUUGCAUCAAAGUUUUUUGUCCACACACCAAUAAACUUGGUUUUAACUUAUGCCAAGAAAUGAGGGGCAACUUUAAAAUGUUCGUUUGUUUGUAAAAAGUUUUACAUGUUUCAGAUGCUCCUUCAGCGUUGAUAAUUUACUUCCUAGUCCAAACCCCCUUGAAGAGGACGGGGGAUGGGAGUAGUCAGGGGUUGAUGGUCCAGUGUGCUAACCGCAUGACCCUUUCAUGUCACAUGCUGCUUCAUUGCAUCACAAAUCUUCAUAGACUGUAGGUACUAUAGUGGGCAGCAAAAUUUUUAAAUACAGAUUUUACAGUUACAGGUUAAACUUGUAACAACUGACUUGUCAGAAAACAGUGUCCGCUGACUUUAUAACAAUAAAAAUACUUAUUUGGUGAAUAGGUUACUAGAUCUUCUAAUGUUUCAAAUUCUUUUCAUGCAAAAGGAAUUAUUACUUUGUAUAUAUACUUAGCAUUACGAUCUAUGUAAAGACUGAUUAUUUUGGUGGAAUGAAUACUUGGCAGUAUAACCUUCUGCAUAAUAAUGAUAAAUUUGAACCUUGAAAUCUAAUCUUGUUGAUUCUUAUCUUUGUGAACAAAUCAAUAUGAGGCAUUCACAACUUCAAAAAAUAUUUUCGAUAUUAAAGAUUUUAAAAUGUGCAAUGUAUUUUUUAUAAUUAUCCAUGUAUUGAAAUAAUAACAGUAGUUUUUCAGUUAUUUUUUUUUAAAUCAGAUUGCAAUUUUUUUUUAAUUUUUAACUAGGACAUUUUUUUAUCUUCAUUAAUCAAUGUCACAUAUAGACAUCUUUUUAACAAGACCUGUUAAUAACCACAAAAAUCUUUUGAUCACUUUUCUCUUUUUUUUUUUCUCAAAUCUUAAGGGCACAAAUAAUUGUUGACCUCUGAGACAAAAAAGCAAUGCUGCCAACAAAUUUUUAAUAUUUUCAUUAUUGUAAAAAUGGAUAGCCAUUCACUUAGCUAAUGAUAUGACUAAGACUUGACUAUGUUUUGUAAAUAGUAUAGUGCACCGCCAUCUAAAAAGUUGACCACUGGAUCAUUUAGGAGAACUAUUUUGUCCAACAAAACUGCCAUAUUUUAAUUAAAUCUUCACAGCAAACAUCAGAGAUUUUCAUACAUUUUCAAACAUUUUUAAAAUGGAUAAUACAGAUUAUUAUUAUUAUUAAUAUUUAUAAUAAUCCAUCCAAAAAUUAACCAGUAAGCUAAUCAUUUAGUACCAAUUAAAUCCUGUAAUUUUCAUAUAAAUUGCAGUAAAUUGUGGUUCUUUCCCUGAAAUAAGCUUUGUUUUGUUUUUUUUUAUUAUUAUUUUCCUACUGCUUGUUAUUAAUAUUUUUACAAUUGUUUAUCUUUAAAUGUGUGUAGCUGAACAAAAUUGGAUGCGUUUUAAUUUGUUUUGUUUGUUUGGCGUCUAUAAAUCUUUUCAUCUAGGUAUCAGAAACUAUAUUCAUCUCCAUUGAAUGCGUUAAUGAAUGUUUCAAGAUAUGUUAAUAAAAAUUAUUUCUACUUUCCAAUGUAUACACCUAUAAACGGCCACUGUUAUUAGUUCUGUGUGGUCCGUUAAUUGUUUUAGAUCUAAAAAAAAAUGUUCUUGAAAAUCGAUUGCUUGUUCUGUUUAGAUCUUAAAAGUAUAAACAUAGGUAAAAUAAAAAAAAAGAUUUAAAGUCGGA
Messenger RNA from Biomphalaria glabrata, 4322 nucleotides. RefSeq lists its product as uncharacterized. NCBI's taxonomy places the organism in Eukaryota, Metazoa, Mollusca, Gastropoda, Planorbidae. The transcript has 13 exons. The record is from RefSeq and is a predicted model, not a curated record. Bases 145 to 1059 code for a protein of 304 amino acids.